This is a messenger RNA of Sebastes umbrosus (honeycomb rockfish), 1254 nucleotides long. It is a transcript of the gene ribc2, whose product is annotated as RIB43A domain with coiled-coils 2. The coding region runs from base 91 to 1149 and encodes 352 amino acids. The record is from RefSeq and is a predicted model, not a curated record. The transcript has 7 exons. Lineage: Eukaryota; Metazoa; Chordata; Actinopteri; Perciformes; Sebastidae.
CAACCAGUGUGUUGACUGUAGCUGAGUUUGUCGUGUCUUACAGGAGUCCGCUACAACUUUAACAUACUAAACAUACUAUUUAAAGUCAUAAUGUUUAACGUGGAUCUACUCUCAGACCGCGUCGCUAGGGCAAGUCUGCAGAGACGUCGCGACAGAGAGACUGAGAGACAAGAGAGGGUUUUUAAUGACAAAGUGAGGACCAUUGGGGUUGUAAAGGAAGCCCUCAACAUGCAGGUGAGAGAAAAAGAGAAACUAGAAGAGGCAGCAACAGAGGAACAAAAGGCUCACGAUGCUUAUAUGCUCCAUAAUAGCAAGUUGGCUUGCCUCCUCCAAAGGAGAGAAGAAAAGGAGAAGCGUGCGAUGGAAAAGACCAUCGUUGACUACCGGCAUCAGUACCAGCAGCCUUGGUGCCAGCGGGAGUAUGACCUGAAUGACCCAGACCGCUUUAGAAACACAGACCCGGGUGAUGCACAGAUGAUACCCCCUGGCCUCCUGGGCGAGGACCCCGACAGUGAGAGCAGGCGACAGAGACAGAGGGAGCAGCUCAGAGAGUGGCUCAUCCAGCAGCAAAGUGAGCGAGCAGCAGAAAGACAUCAAGAAAAGCUGGAGGAGCAGCGCUAUGACCAAAGCAGAGUAGACAUGGACAACAAAGUGCUGCAGCUUCAGAGCACUGAGAUGGAGAGGAGAAAAGAGGCAACUAUUGCCACUAAAGAGUACAAUCUGGCCAAGAUUGCAGAGAAGCGUCGCCAGGAAAGGGACCGCAAUGACGAGGGCAAGCUGGCAGGAGCAGAUGCCGAACCCACCCUGGGCAUGGUGGGAGGGCCUGGUAUUUGCCCCAGCAGCGAUAGGAGAGCCCCUCCGGAGAGCCUGCAGGAGAUCAUCCAGUUCCAGAAAUAUCAGAUAGAGGAGAAAAAGAGGGUAGAACUACAGGAAAAGCAAGAAGAGGAGCAAUAUGAUCGCUUCCGUUUGGACUCGGCUCGCACAGCUCUGUUAAUAGAGAGGCAGCAGGCAAGACUGAACAAGCAGCUGAGACGACACCUGGACAGCACCAACGUCAAGCUGGCCGAAACACACAAACAGAAACCGGACAUUGAAAGAGGAUCCAUUGACGACAGCUUCUUCUCCAAAUUCAACACCUGCAGCAGAUGAUGGACGGCACGCUGCGCCGAUGUCUGGCUCAUUACAGUGGCUAAGUAUUCAUUAUGGUGCCACAUGAGAAAAACACUGAAUAAACUGAAGCAUACCGUAAAUCAA